UAUUAUAUAUGUAUACAUAUACAUAUAUAUAUAUAUGCUGUGGUAAAAUCAUUUUACAUUUAGCAUGUAAGUGGAGGCUUUCUAAAAUACAUCCUUUAAGGUUGGUGGGGCAACCCAAGCACAGUUUGUCUUUUCCCCUCUUUUGUCUCCAACUACGGUGGGGGAUAUUUUGGGGUUAGAAGCAAGGAGAGAUGUCUUCUUUUGCUGCCAGGAUUUUAAUUAGAUUUAGUUGUAAGAAAAAAUUAAUGUUCAUUGCAGAGAGCCUGUUGAGCUCAAGUUCCCAGGCUUGAGGUUCAUUGCUAUCUCACCGUUGGUGGAUAGGUGUUACACAGCACCUAAUGCUAACGUUAUCUUCAGCUGAAACCCACCAGACACGGCCCUUUCCUGUGUUAUUGGGUGUUGCAACUGUAACAUGCUGUCACGUUUUCCUAGGGCUGUGUACAAUCUGUCAAAACAAUUCCUGCAGUCCAGCUGCAGCUCACAGUCCCCUUAUAUUUCAUACAUAUCUGCAAGGAAUUGGAGCUGUGUGAUAUGAAAUAGUAACCCAGUAGGAUUGGAUGCCAGAUGUGGCAGUUUGCACUAUCUGAGAUGAUAAUCUCACCCUCUGUGCAUGAGAAGUAUAGGCGUGCUUUUUUGCUUAGGUGUGGAAAUGGGAUCAUGCAACCUGGAUUUAUGUGCGCAGAGCAGGGUUUCUGGUUUCUGAAGCUGCACUGCUUGGGUUGUUGCCUGUUUAGAGGGGGGAGAAAUAAGGGAUAAUUACUCGUGCCUCGCAUCGUCACAGCAGUUAUAAAUGCUUUACAUGACUUCUAAUAAAGCAUGUUUGCUCAACAGCUAUCUUGUGCUCGGAGGCACUCUGACCUUCCCAGAGAAGAUGAUGUAAGGUCUUCCCAGGGCACCAGGAGCAUGGCUGGUUUCAGAUGCCUCUGGAUGUUCAAUGAUAGCACUCCUCCAUACUGGAGCAGCAAAGUUUCCCCAACACUUUCUUCCAAGGGCGAGACAAGCUGUGUGCCUGCUCCUCCCUGCUGCUCUUCUCAAAGGGUACGGCUCCAUCAUAAGCAGGAAACUGGCGUCCCACGGCUUUGGAGCUUCCAUGGCAGCAAUGUCAUCCUUCCCUCCACAGAGAUAUCACUACUUCUUAGUGCUGGAUUUUGAGGCCACAUGUGAUAAACCACAGAUUCAUCCUCAGGAGAUCAUCGAAUUCCCUAUCCUGAAGCUGAAUGGAAGGACGAUGGAAAUUGAAUCCACCUUUCACAUGUAUGUUCAGCCUGUGGUGCAUCCCCAGCUUACGCCCUUCUGUACAGAGCUGACUGGGAUUAUUCAAGGCAUGGUGGAUGGGCAGCCGAGCCUCCAGCAAGUGCUUGAGAGGGUCGACGAAUGGAUGGCAAAGGAAGGACUCUUAGAUCCCAGCGUCAAGUCGAUUUUUGUGACCUGUGGAGACUGGGAUUUGAAAGUGAUGUUACCAGGACAAUGCCAGUACUUAGGGCUGCCGGUUGCUGAUUACUUCAAACAGUGGAUUAAUCUGAAAAAG
Messenger RNA from Lagopus leucura (white-tailed ptarmigan), 1528 nucleotides. Its product is annotated as ERI1 exoribonuclease 3-like. The record is from RefSeq and is a predicted model, not a curated record. Gene Ontology annotation, molecular function: nucleic acid binding; 3'-5'-RNA exonuclease activity. Lineage: Eukaryota; Metazoa; Chordata; Aves; Galliformes; Phasianidae. Gene Ontology annotation, biological process: exonucleolytic trimming to generate mature 3'-end of 5.8S rRNA from tricistronic rRNA transcript (SSU-rRNA, 5.8S rRNA, LSU-rRNA). The annotation marks the transcript as partial. The transcript has 6 exons.